AUGCGUCAACGAAGAGCAAAACUGUACCGCAAAAUGCUCCACCAAUAUCACCUCCAGUUCGGUUUUCGCGAACCAUAUCAACUUGUCAUCGACGACACCUUCUCUCUUGCCCUUUCCCGCUACAAGAUCUCUGACCCGGUCCAUCAAUUUGGCAACGUUCUCGUUUCUAAAAAGAUCAAACCUCUAAUCACCCAAUGUUCGAUGCAAGCUCUCUACGCCCUGGGCAAACAACACCAAUCCACCAUCGACAUGGCUAAACAGUGGGAACGAAGGAUGUGCAACCAUCGAGAGGCACUGCCCACCGCUGAAUGCAUCAAGCAAUGUGUUGGGCCCGAGAACAAGCACAGGUAUAUUGUUGCAAGCGAACAGGGCGAGUUGAGGAGAGAUUUAAGGCUCAACGUGCCCGGAUUGCCUAUGAUGCAUUUCACCCAGGCAGUGAUCGUUUUAGAGCCCAUGUCUGCGUUGACGAGGAGUAAGAUUGAGGAGAAGGAGGAUACCAAGUUGAGUUUGCCGGCUAGUGAGGCUGGCUUAUUCAAGAAUCAGCCGAAAGUUGACGUUGAUAUCGUGGAUGGCGAGGCAGAAGCGAAGGAAGCGGAGGCAGAGGGGGAGACCGCAGAGGCAGCGAAGCAAGGUGAGAGUACACGGAGAAGGAAACGAAGAGCACCUAACCCCUUGUCUAUGCGUAAACCCAAGAGCCCUCGCUUGACAAUGGAGGAGAAGUUGAAGCGAGAACAGGAGCUCAAGAAGCAAAAACAGAGAGCUGCGGCACGGGCCAGGAUGGAAGCUGGUAAACUUGGAUCUGCUGAUUCGACUGCCGAUGGUAAGGCUGGUGCUGCUGGUGGAGCAGAGGGCGCAAGGAGGAAACGUAAACGUUCCAACAAGUCUAGCUCCACCGCUACUUCUGCUCACAAGGUGAGUCAAGGGGAGAAGAAGGAAAACACACAAACAUUAAAGUCUGCCAAGCCUAAGGCAGAUGCCAACGGCGCAGCAACAGCGCCCACUCCAACGGCUGAAGGUGCUCCGCCGAAGAAGAGAAGAUCUCGAGGGAAGGGCAACUCUUCCACCAACGCUUCUCCUGCGACGCUCGCAUCAGCGGCUGCCCCUGCUGCCGAGAGCUCUUCCUGA
This is a messenger RNA of Ustilago hordei, 1125 nucleotides long. RefSeq lists its product as uncharacterized. The record is from RefSeq and is a predicted model, not a curated record. Gene Ontology annotation, molecular function: small ribosomal subunit rRNA binding. The coding region runs from base 1 to 1125 and encodes 374 amino acids. Lineage: Eukaryota; Fungi; Basidiomycota; Ustilaginomycetes; Ustilaginales; Ustilaginaceae. The transcript has a single exon. Gene Ontology annotation, cellular component: small-subunit processome; nucleolus.